Eriocheir sinensis (Chinese mitten crab) is the source of this 1479-nucleotide messenger RNA. RefSeq names its product mediator of RNA polymerase II transcription subunit 30-like. The record is from RefSeq and is a predicted model, not a curated record. Gene Ontology annotation, molecular function: transcription coregulator activity. The coding region runs from base 463 to 1155 and encodes 230 amino acids. Gene Ontology annotation, cellular component: mediator complex. Lineage: Eukaryota; Metazoa; Arthropoda; Malacostraca; Decapoda; Varunidae. Gene Ontology annotation, biological process: positive regulation of DNA-templated transcription. The transcript has 11 exons.
UAAGUACUGAGAAGAAUCGAGGACCUAAGAAGCGAUACGAAGCGUUACAUGUCAAAAGAAGAAGAAGAAGAAGAAGUCUAGUAGGGCAGAGGCGAGGAGUGUGGGAAGCCUGCCAGCCUCAAAUGUAAACAAUGAACGCGGCCAAGCUGAAGGGUCAUUACAAAGAAAGGAUACGUGUAACAAAGCUCAAGAGGCUAAAAAAAGAAGAGGAUGUGCUGAAGAAAAUCUUGAGGAAGUACAAAGAUAAUCUGCAUGCUCUACAGAUAGAGGAGCUGACCAUCAAACACCAUCUGAGCAAAAUGAGAACCCGUGACACUGAUGCUCUUCCCGACACUGAUGAUGUGCAAGUCCUUAGAACUAUGGACCACAGCCAUCUAGCUGAAAAGGAGGCUCUCAACUUGACACCAAUUAAUACUGAAAAAACUCCAUUAAUCCAAAGAAUGUUGAAUGACUACGUGACCUAUGAUGAAGAAGAGGAGGAUGAUAUAUGAGUCAAGUAUGUUUUCAAUGAGCUUACCUCUGCCUCCUCAGGAGACCAAGGGAUUCAUUCGAGCCGCAUUAGACAUGGCCAUGAGCGGUGGAUCACCAGCCAUGAUGCGGGGCUCCUACACAGGACAAAUGGUUCCUACAUCACAGUCAGGAGGACAAGGGAUUCAGCAAGGGAGUGGUGACUCUUCUCACACACAGACACACCCACAGAAGAACACUGCUUUGUUGUGUAAAGUUGGCUGUGAGACUGUUCAAGAAGUUGUCAUGAGGACGUGUGAAGUCUUCGCUCACUUGAAGAAUGUUCAACUUCCCAAUGGCACGGUUCAGGGGGCGCAGAUGAGCAGUGAGAAAAAAGCAAAGAUUCAAGACAACCUUAAUGCUAUUCAGCGCCACUUCAAGCCUCUCAGAGCAAUUUACACUAGAGUGAAUGAUGAUUGUGCUGGGAUGGAGUACACUCACAUUGAGAGUCUUAUCCCUUACAAGGAAGAGGGGGACAGCAGAGCAGAUCACAAAAAAAUAGGAGACAAUUAUCGCUGCCUGGUAGAGGAGUCCAGGGAGCUGAAGGAGCAACUGUACCUGAAGGCUCGCUACAUGAAGGAAAUCAUUGACCAGUUGCGCAAGAUCAUAUGGGAAGUCAACACCAUGCUGGCCAUGAGCAACACCUAAGCAGGUGUACCCAAGAGGAGUGAAGUUAAGACUGAUAAAAUAUAAUUGGGAAAAGGAGGUACUGAACAUUAUAAUUUGUCCAGUCAGCUGAGAGGGCAAAGACAACAUGUAACCAGAGGAAAAGUGUGAAAUGAACACCCAAGCCCUAGACCCACUGGCUCAGCUGGAGUUGCAGGAUGAUGCUGCUACCUCCAGUCUUCUGGAUUCACCUUGGUACUAAGACAUUUAUAUCAAGAUUAAUUUGGCCAUUAUUUUGUUGGCUACAAACCAGUAUUUCUCAACUUUGUAUUACUGUUACAAUGAAAAUAAAUCAUUAUGAAGAUA